This is a messenger RNA of Chara braunii, 1804 nucleotides long. Lineage: Eukaryota; Viridiplantae; Streptophyta; Charophyceae; Charales; Characeae. The record is from the annotation of a GenBank genome assembly.
CGGCGCCAAGUACUUUUCGAAGUUGGACCUCAAGUCGGGCUACCAUCAGAUUUCCAUCCGCCCGCAAGACCGGUACAAAACCACGUUUAAGACGCGAUAUGGGCAUUUUGAGUGGGUAGUUAUGCCUUUUGGCCUCACCAAUGCCCCGGCCACMUUUCAGGCGGCCAUGACCACCGAGUUUCGCGCUAUGUUGGACCGCUUCGUUUUGGUCUACUUAGACGGCAUCCUCUUCUAUAGCCGAACUCUAGAGGAGCAUCUCAAGCACCUUCGCCGUGUUCUAGAGACUCUUCGGUCAGCCCGGUACAAAGCUAACCGCGACAAAUGCGAGUUUCUCUGGCAAGAGCUUGAAUACUUGGGUCAUUUUGUCUCUCCAGAAGGCAUUCGUCCGUUGGCGGACAAGAUUCAAGCCAUCCAGGAGUGGCCCGAGCCGAAGACUGUGACGGACGUCCGAUCCUUCCUCGGCUUGGCCGRUUAUUAUCAGCGCUUCAUCAAGGGUUACUCGAAGAUCGCGGCCAACCUAAGCAAGUUACAAAGCAAAGAGCGGCCUUUUGACUUCGACGACAACGCGCGUCAUUCUUUUGAGACACUCAAAGCGGCACUCUUGUCCACCGAGGUGUUACAUAUUUACGACCCGCUUCUAGCUACGCGCGUCACUACCGAUGUGUCGGGCUAUGGCAUUGGGGCCGUCCUUGAGCAGCACGAUGGCACGGACUGGCACCCGGUCGAGUACUUUAGCAAGAAAGUACCUCCCGUGCAUUCGAUCGACGACGCACGGAAGAAGGAGCUUCUUGCCUUCGUCCACGCCCUCAAGCGUUGGCGACAUUUCCUCCUUGGUCGGAAAGCAUUCCGAUGGGUAACGGAUAACAAUCCGUUGGUAUUCUACAAGUCGCAAGACACGAUUAACAGUACCAUUGCCCGUUGGAUGGCUUUCAUCGAUCAGUUUGACUUUUUCCCCGAUCACAUUCCCGGGAAGUCAAACCGUUUUGUGGACGCCCUCUCACGGCGACCAGAUCUUUGCACCGCAGUCUACUCUACCUUCGAGAUCGACGAUGACUUGCGAGAGAGCUUCAUCCGCGGCUAUCAAGCCGACCCCCACUUUCGCGACAAGUACACGAAUUGCUCCUCUCCGAAUCCGGUGCCUUCGCAUUAUCGGAUCCAAGAGGGCUACUUACUUGUGCACUCACGGGGUAAGGAUCUUCUUUAUGUGCCGAAUGAUUCACACUUGCGCACACGGCUUCUUGGCAAGUUUCACGAUGCGCCUGCCUCCGAACAUUUUGGCGUCAACCGCACUCUUGGCCGACUUCGCCAGCGGUUCUAUUGGCCCGACCUUCUCAAGGACGCCACUCGCUAUUGUGAGUCGUUUGAAGUCUGUCGGCGUUGCAAGUCACGCAACCAUCGUCUGUUCGGCGAGCUACACCCAUUACCAGUACCCCUUGGGCGACGGGAAGCAAUUGCUAUGGAUAUCACCGGCCCCUUCCCGAAGCACAAGACCGGCGUUGAUGGGAUCCUCACGGUCGUCGACCACCUCACCAAGUACGCCAUGUUUUUGCCUUGCCGCUAUCACGCAAAGGCACCGGAGUUAGCCGAGGUCUUAUACACCGGACCUAAGUCUACGGCUACUACAGACCGCGGACUGCAGGAUUUCACUUUCAGCGAAGCACACAGACAAGAACUGCUCUAGCCGUCCCAGCAAUCCACGCAAACCCGACAGCUAGGCAACUGAGAGGGACAAGCUAGACACAGCUCUGUAGCCAGACCACAAGUAGAGCUUCGCAGGGCAGUAUAAUGAAGACGCACCACAAUU